CUGAAGUCAUCACAGAAGGACAAGGUUCGUCAGUUCAUGUCCUUUACCCAGGCUGGGGAGAGGACUGCUGUGUACUGCCUCACACAGAAUGACUGGAAACUAGAAGUGGCCACUGACAACUACUUCCAGAACCCAGAUCUCUACUACAAAGAAUCCAUGAAAACCUCAGUGGACCGCAAGAAGCUGGAACAGCUGUAUAAUCGCUACAAAGAUCCCCAUGAUGAGAAUAAGAUCGGCAUUGACGGGAUCCAACAGUUCUGCGAUGACCUCACCCUAGAUCCGGCCAGCUUAAGUAUUCUGGUGGUGGCCUGGAAAUUCCGGGCUGCCACGCAAUGUGAAUUCAGCCGGAAAGAGUUCUUGGAUGGCAUGUCUGAAUUGGGUUGUGACAGUCCAGAGAAACUGAGGGCUAUUUUGCCCAGAUUAGAACAAGAGCUCAAAGACCCUGCGAAGUUCAAGGACUUCUACCAGUUCACCUUCAACUUUGCCAAGAACCCAGGCCAAAAAGGCUUAGAUUUAGAGAUGGCAGUGGCUUAUUGGAACCUGGUACUGACGGGCCGGUUCAAGUUUCUGGACCUCUGGAACAGGUUUCUAUUGGAACAUCACAAAAGGUCUAUCCCCAAAGAUACGUGGAACUUGCUGCUGGACUUUGGCAACAUGAUCGCAGAUGACAUGUCAAAUUACGAUGAGGAAGGAGCGUGGCCAGUCCUUAUAGACGACUUUGUGGAAUUUGCUCGACCAAUUGUGACAGGGGCCAAGCGCAAGAGCUUAUAA
This is a messenger RNA of Chanos chanos (milkfish), 771 nucleotides long. RefSeq names its product DCN1, defective in cullin neddylation 1, domain containing 2b (gene dcun1d2b). The transcript has 6 exons. The coding region runs from base 37 to 771 and encodes 244 amino acids. Gene Ontology annotation, molecular function: cullin family protein binding; ubiquitin-like protein binding; ubiquitin conjugating enzyme binding. The record is from RefSeq and is a predicted model, not a curated record. Lineage: Eukaryota; Metazoa; Chordata; Actinopteri; Gonorynchiformes; Chanidae. Gene Ontology annotation, biological process: protein neddylation. Gene Ontology annotation, cellular component: ubiquitin ligase complex.